AGCACGAGCAAACGGUAGUCGAUAUCGGCACGGGGCAUAUUCUUCAUCUUGUUAACUUCAAUAUGGCGACAGAGUUCCAUAACCUGCAGGAGCUGAGGCACAAUGCAUCUCUAGUAACGAAGGUAUUCAUACAGAGAGACUACAGUGAGGGAACCGUGUGCCGCUUUCAGAACAAGUUCCCCUCAGAGCUCGACAACAGGAUUGAGCGAACCUUACUGGAGGAAACGGUGAAGACCUUGAACUCUUACUAUGUGGAGGCUGAAAAAAUUGGAGGCCAGUCGUACCUGGAGGGAUGUCUGGCAUGUGCAACAGCGUAUAUCAUCUUUCUCUGCAUGGAGACGCGCUAUGAAAAGGUGCUGAAGAAGAUAUCAAGCUAUAUCCAGGAGCAGAAUGAGAAGAUCUAUGCUCCCAGAGGUCUGCUGCUCACAGACCCCAUAGAGAGAGGAAUGAGGGUUCUAGAGAUCAGCGUGUUUGAAGACAGGGGCUCAGGCAGCUCCAGUCCCAGCAGCACCAUGUCGUCGGCAGGCAGUGCUCGAUGACUGGAGGGGCAGCGCCAGGCUUAUGGGUACCACCACAGGGGCAGCGGGACUCUCACCAACAUCCGCAUGCUGAAACAUGAGAGCACCAGGUUCUAAGAGGAGUGAGAACAAGGCGAGGAGGUGAUCUACAGCAUUCACACUUCCUGCCAACUGGAGAAAAGGAGCUGGCAUACACAAACACACUGAAUUUAAACAGAAACCCACACUAAACAGCAGAAGUCUUCAUAAACCAACAUCCAGAAAGUCUAUGAGGGAAUA
This is a messenger RNA of Cheilinus undulatus (humphead wrasse), 797 nucleotides long. RefSeq names its product golgin A7 family, member Bb (gene golga7bb). The record is from RefSeq and is a predicted model, not a curated record. The coding region runs from base 63 to 539 and encodes 158 amino acids. The transcript has 5 exons. Gene Ontology annotation, biological process: peptidyl-L-cysteine S-palmitoylation; protein targeting to membrane. Gene Ontology annotation, cellular component: palmitoyltransferase complex. NCBI's taxonomy places the organism in Eukaryota, Metazoa, Chordata, Actinopteri, Labriformes, Labridae.